CUAAAAUCUCCGGUACCAAAUCCUUGAUCCAAGAAACACUCUGAAGUAACUGAUAGAUCCAAUGACGAGCAUAAAUUCCCAGGCCCGGUAAGCAACUCCUCCGAUCUCCAACCGCCGGAGAAUUUAAGCCGGUCAUGCAUUGCAUGGGCGAGCGAUUCCCGUUGCGCGCACGGGAAGCGUGACGCGACGCCGAUGCGUCCUCGCCGUCCCGCCACGGUUGCCUCCCGUCCCCCUCCCUCUCUCCUCCCUGCCUGCCCCGAAAGCGGCAACCCGCGCGGGCUCUUGUCCGGUACGCUCGGUGCUGACAGCGAGACGUCGCGCCGCGGAGCUGCUCUCCUCUCCUCUCCUCUCCUUUUCUUGCUCGCACCGAAGGGGUCGAGAGGUCCAUAAAUGAGCUCGCCGCCGCCAUUACGCCUCACCGCCGCCGCCGGCAGUUACUCCCUCCACCGGCGGCGGGGGCGGACGGGUGCAGGUUUAAGAAGGCCCCGGGUGCGGCGGUGCAAGAUGAAGCUCAUGUACUUCCUCAUGGACAGGGACGAGCAGCGCAACAAGCGCCUCGAGCUCGAGUUCGAGGUGUCGGAGCUGGAGGCGGUGCUCGAGAAAGAGCAGCGGCUGGGCAGGGUCCUGCAGUGCUCGCUGCAGGGGCGGGUCGUCUGCCAUUGCUGCCUCUCCGCGCUGGUUCCUACCAAGGUUGGGGGCCUGCUUGGAGAGCUAGCAAUGGUGGAGGACGAGAUAUUCUACCUCGAGAAGAAGGUCGAGGACCUGCGCCUGCGCCUGCGCCGGGAGCAGAGGUGGACCGACCAGUCCAUUGUUCAGCAGCAGCAGCAGCAGAACUGGCCACCGAACUGCCAGCAGAGGCACCCCUUGUCGAGGAGGGAGCUCCAAGGAGCCGAGCAGCUACCAAAGCUGCCUUGUCCAGGCAGCGAUGAAGCUCCUGAAUGUGAGAGCAAGGCCUCUGUCGGAUCUGCCUGUGCCAAAGGCGAGGAAUUGGAGCACGUCAGAAGAAGCAGCCACUGCCACUCAUCAGAGAAUCUGACGCCUCCCGAGAGGAAAACCUGCUUGAACAGCCCAAACAAACUCUCCGAGGAGCUGCUCAGACUGACGGUGACCAUCUUCCACAAGCUGAACAAGACGACGGAUGCAGCAGAGCUGGAGCUGAGCAGCACGUCAAAGCUCCACAUCUCCUGCAUCGGCUCCAGAGGCCUUGUCCCGAAGGCGUCUGCGAACGCCGCCGCGGCCAUGAGCCCUCUCAAGGACCGUAGAGCGUCGAAAGGCGAGCGAGGAGCGGCCAAAGAGAUUGGAUGCCACAAGAGGUUUGUCGAGUUCACGAGAGGCUCGGUUGACGCAAGCCGCGUUUCGGCGUGCCUUGAGGACAUAAAGAACUUGAGAGCCUUGAUGCAAAAGCUUUGCGCUGUCGAUCCGAGCUUCCUGACGAACAAGCAGAAGCUGGCGUUUUGGAUCAACAUCUACAACUUCUGCGUGAUGCAUGCGUUUCUUCAACAUGGUUUACCUCCAUCCCCAGACAAGCUUCUUGCACAGCUGAAUCAGGCUUCAGUGAACGUCGGAGGAGCAGUGCUGAACGUUCUGUCGAUCGAGCAUCUCAUCCUGAGGCACUCUCCUGAAGGGAAGCAAGGAAUCAUGGACGAACGGGAGAGGGACCUGCUGCAUUCGUAUGGGCUAGGAUACCCUGAACCCAACGUGCUCUUCGCGCUGUGCAGAGGCAGCCGCUCCUCGCCGGCGCUGCGCGUGUACACGGCGGACGACGUGUCGAACGAACUGGAGCGCGCCAAGGUGGAGUACCUGGAAUCGUCGGUGCGCGUCGUCGGCAGGAAGCAGCGGGCCGUCGUCGUGCCGAAGCUGCUGCACUGGCACAUGCGCGACUUCGCCGACGACGCCGCGUCGCUGCUGGAGUGGGUGCACAGCCAGCUGCCCCGGGCGUCGGGGCCGCUCAAGCGGGCCAUCAGGGAGGUCCUGGGCGCGAACAGCGGCAGGGCGACGCCGGCGCCGGCGGCGAAGAUGGUGGAGGUCGAGCCGUAUGACGCCAAGUUCUGUUACCAGCUACCGGUCUGGUGAGCGUCCGUGGUCUAUCGUGCUGGGUGAUGGUGUUCUUCUUGGCAAGGAGUGAUGUCUGUAGCAUUUGCCGACAUGUAUGUGGUGUAAGGUGACAAUGGUGAAAUACUACUACCGUGCAACACUGUAAAACGGUGAAUAAAAGAAGUAAUUACAUACAUUACCAAUAAUUUAUUUUUGUUUGGGGUUUAUCUGUAAAUCACUUGCCACAUUUCUCUUCUAAAUCUAAGUGAAUAAUUCUAGCCUUUAGAUUUACAUUCCA
Molecule: messenger RNA, 2332 nt
Organism: Phragmites australis (common reed)
Lineage: Eukaryota; Viridiplantae; Streptophyta; Magnoliopsida; Poales; Poaceae
Exons: 9
Coding region: 391-2073 (560 amino acids)
Source: RefSeq, a predicted model, not a curated record